AUGGCUUGCAAGCAGCAGAUCGGGGUGGUCGUCGUCUUGUCCUGCUUCAUUGCCAUCAGUGCUCUCGCCUUCCGUCCCUGCGCAGCCUGGUCGGACGCCGGCGCCACCUGGUACGGCCCUGCCAACGGCGCUGGGAGCGACGGUGGUGCGUGUGGGUACCAGGGUGCCGUCCACCAGCCUCCGUUCUCGUCAAUGAUCACCGCCGGCAGCAAUUCCAUCUACCAGGACGGCAAGGGCUGCGGCACCUGCUACCAGGUGAAGUGCACCGGACACCAGUCGUGCUCCGGCAGCCCGGUGACAGUGGUCCUCACUGACCAGUGCCCCGGCGCUUGCCAGUCCGAGCCCGUCCACUUCGACCUCAGCGGGACGGCGUUCGGUGCCAUGGCGAAACCCGGCCAGGCCGACCAGCUCCGAAACGUCGGCCGCCUCCCAGUCCAGUACACCCGGGUGCCGUGCAACUGGAACGGCGUGGACGUGGCCUUCAGGGUGGACGCCGGCUCGAACGCCAACUACCUGGCCAUGGCCAUCGAGUACGAGGCCGGGGACGGGGACCUGCGCGCCGUGGAGCUGCAAAAUGGCGCGGCGGCGUGGGCGCCCAUGGAACGCUCCUGGGGCGCGGUGUGGCGCUACCAGUCGUCCGGCUCCAGUCUGCAGGCGGCCCCCCUGUCUGUCCGCCUCACCUCCGGCUCCGGCAAGACCCUCGUCGCCAGCGGCGUCAUCCCCGCCGGAUGGCAGCCCGGCAACACCUACCGCUGCGUCGUCAACUUCGGACGAAACUGA
Sorghum bicolor (sorghum) is the source of this 780-nucleotide messenger RNA. Its product is annotated as putative expansin-B14. Lineage: Eukaryota; Viridiplantae; Streptophyta; Magnoliopsida; Poales; Poaceae. The transcript has 4 exons. The record is from RefSeq and is a predicted model, not a curated record. Gene Ontology annotation, cellular component: extracellular region. The coding region runs from base 1 to 780 and encodes 259 amino acids. Gene Ontology annotation, biological process: sexual reproduction.